Styela clava is the source of this 3753-nucleotide messenger RNA. RefSeq lists its product as uncharacterized. NCBI's taxonomy places the organism in Eukaryota, Metazoa, Chordata, Ascidiacea, Stolidobranchia, Styelidae. The record is from RefSeq and is a predicted model, not a curated record.
AGAUUUUUCUUUUUUGUGUCUUUUUGUUGAAGUUAUUAUUGAAGUAAAGCAAAAAUACGACCAUGACUCUGUUUAGAAAAACACCAAUAUCAAGAUUAUUUAGUUUAGAUAGAAAAGAACUUAAAUAACAGCAUGUUUUUAUUCCUGCGCAGUCGAUUGUAUUUGCGUAUAAACCAGUGGUUCUCAAACUUUUUUUGAUUGCGGCGCAUUAAGCAAUUAAAAAACAAUUUGCGGCACACUUAAAAAGGGAUUAGUUGCUAUAAAUGUUAAACUAUUUUAUUCUGCAAAUGUUAAUGCGAUGAGUGUGCUUGUUUUGAGGAACAAAUAAGAUUGAAACGAUCUUCCGUCGUUGCAAAGCACAUCCGCUUUUCGUCUUUAACCUUUUUUGUUUACCGUAAUUUCAGUCAGAGUGGAGAACCCGUGUUUAUAGACCCAUGAAAAUGCAAAUUGGAAUAUUAUUUUGAUGGCUUGUGCACCGAUUAUUGGAUAGCAUUUGUAAGCAAAUAGCAAAAACUCGUCUAAACAUCCUUUACUGUUAGCCUAACUAAGCACGCAAGUCAACGUGGUUGGAGGUGGACGCCUUGUUUACGAAUACAUUAUGACUUCAUAAUUCAAUACAAUUAUAACGUAAUAUUUACCCUUACUACAUCGAUAAGGCGAAUGCAAAAAUAUUAUCAGUUAUAUUGUAUAGUGUGCGCUAAGUCCCAUAAGCUUGCGUGCAUGCCUUAGAAUAGCUUAUCUUCUGAAUUUCAAUAAAGCGUCGCGACACACCUGAGAAUCUCGCACGGCACACAGUUGAGAAAUGCUGGUGUAAACAGACGCUUGAGUUGUAUACAGGUAUUAGAGCGUUCGUGGUCCCUACCAAUCAUUUAUAAUCCAUAUUCAGCCACAUAAAUGACCGUUGCUUUGUCAAGUAUGGUUCAUUUACGGUCGUGUAUGUCCUAUACUCGCUGGUAUCUCGUAAAUAUACUUACUUGGUUAUAUCAGUAGUUUUUAAACGUUUUGUGUUUUGGCACAUCUAAAGUUCUCGCGACAAGCGUAAUAAAGACGCGUGUUAACAAGCAUUUAUUAUUAUAGGAAGGCACUUGAAAAAAAUUGCAAGUUAAUAUACCGGAUGUAAUAAUUGACAUUCAAAAUUGAGGAUCGCUGUAAUUAUUGAGAGGGCACGUGACUGUGCAUAUUGUUCUAAUAAAAAGUUGAACUAGUUUCCGUUUUUGAUCUUAGACGAAAAGAUUACGGACAGCAUUGAUGUCGCAAUGUCACGUUAUGUUGUACGUCCCGAGCGGCUCAAAAUUAAGUAAAUUAAUGGUCAACAACAAGGAUGACCAAUAUAAGUUUAAUUCAAAUAUAAGCGCAAAACGUUUGCCGCACACUUUGGCCUGGUUUAAUGGCACACAAUUGAGAAACUCAGAAAAGGGAAAAAAUACACUCACAGUCUACGAAUAACUUUGCAAAUCUUCUCGACGAGAAUGCAAAUUGUAACUGCAUUCAACACGACAGAUCAGACAAACUCGUCAACAUCAGACACGCACAAUGACGGCACAACAACCAGUACGGCAAGCAAAACUUUUCCGUUUGUUAAAUACGAUUACCGAACAAUGACGACAACCGAGGACUUGUUACAUCAUAAAGAAUAUUCAAGCCACACUACUAAUUUGUCAACAGCAACACAGUUGCCACAUAUACUGGAAAAUAGAACUCACAUGCCAGAAAUAAUGGAGGACAACCGCGUCACAACGACGGAUAAUGAAUCUUUAUUGAGUCGAAUUAAUACCACCAUAUCAUCUUUUUCUGGGAAGUAUGCCAUUGGUGAUAGUUAUGGAGAAUGGCUGUUUUGUUACUCAAUGACAGCAGUUUUUCUUGCGAUCACCUUCUACCUCCUAAUUGCAUUUGUCGUCUACCAAAAGAAAACUAGAUUUGCAGAUAAGGGACAUGAACGCGACGUCAAAGGUUCGCGAUUUAUUGACAUUGUGCUGUUGCUUAGCAUCCUUGGGAGUAUUGUAAGACUUAUACUAGACUUCUGGACCGAGGUGAACUGCGAGGUGUCAUUAAAAGUAAACCUUGGUCUUGGAGGUUGUUGCCUAUCAAGCGUGUAUCUUAUGCUAUGGCGAAGACAACGCUUCCUAUACGCGCAUAAAUCUAUGAUGUCAUUGGCAUCUCCUAUCGUGAAUAUCUUGAGUUGGCUAACUCUAGUGUUUUUGUUACUAACAGUAGUGGUAAAUUUUGUGUUUUUUGUCGUACUUCCCAUCGAAUAUCAGGAAACUGAAGACUAUAAAUGCGAAUUUGGAAAAGAUAACUUGGCAACGAUAAAAUGGGCUGUUCUUGCUGCUUCUUCUGUGACGUUUCAAUCGAUUUUAUUGGGAUUAUUUAUGUAUCCAUUAUGCGCUCAUGAAAAGAAAAUGAAAGACGCAAAUAUCAAUCGACCAGUGACGUCAUUGAGAGCGCUGUUGAAAAGAGUACUCGUUACAGCAAUAAUAUGCAUUGUUAGUGAUGUAAUCGUUGCCGCUGUUGCGUCAUUAAUUAAAAGACCAACUGGAGAAAUCAAAAGUCUUGCCUACACUUUUGAUAUAGCGAUUAACUUAGUCUGUAUUAUAUGUUCUUUUUCCAACUGGAGACAAAGACUUUUUCCAUUCAACAUGGCGACGAAACUUCCUACUAAACAACAGCCAAGCUUUGUAACCCGUAAUUCGACUAUAGAAUCAAAUGCUUAACAUUUAUAUUACUUCUGGAAUUGACGAAUAAAUUAAUAAAUAACAAUAUACAACUUCUAGCGCAACAACAGACAUAAUAUCAAUUUUGUGUUUGUAUGUUCUAAACUUCUAAAGAUAAUAAAAAUUUAUAAAAAAAAAAUACUGACUGUGGAGCAAAGACCAUCAGGGAAGAAAUGAUAAAGCAAGCGAAUAUAAUUAUCCUACUUUGCACAGUAUACACAAGCGUUAGAUCUUUUGUAGAAGGCCACCGCCGAAAAUUGCACCACACCAACGCUAACGUGGUAAGCGCAAUCUGCAGUGACUAAAACGUGGCGGGGAUUUACUUCAAAUCUCACAAUUUUGCAUUCGUGGCAGGGUUUUCUACAAAAGAUUCUGAUCGUUUGCCGGGAGACUUUCUAUCCCUUCGGGCUAUUUGCGGAGUCAAUGGUUUUGACAUCGUGUUUCCACAGGUCGCGACGGGGUUCUUCAUCCCAAGUGUAAACAUGUGAGUUAUUUUUCUUGGUGCAGAGGACAUAUUUUUGCAUAAAUACGAGGGUAAAUUUUAUUCUUUUUUUUUUUUUUUGUUGGAAAUGGAGUCGGAUUUUUAUUCUCCGCAGUCGAUAUUUCGGCUAAUCAAAGGGAGAGUUUCAUAUUUUGGAAUCGAAAUUAUUAACAGAAACUGAAGCUAAGCAAAAGCUUGAAAGUAAACGUUUUAGUAAGCAAAUUCAUAUCAUGCGCAGGUGAUAGAUGCAGUCGGAGUCUAAGUUUUUUGAAUGGUUAGAUUUAAAAUGUAUUUGACAAUUGUAAUUGAUUGCAGUAUUUUGUUUAAUACUCCUAAUUCUAAAUUGUUGACUUAAACUCCAAACUUAAUUAAAUAUUGCACCUUGGGUGUCGGUGCUCGAUGACCAGUUUUGGUUCCCCGCGACCUCUUUUUUUCCAGUAAAAAUGAGUGUUCAAUUUUAUUUAUUUGAUUCUCUAUUUUCGUAUGUUAUUUUUUACUGAAUGGAAAAAAUAAACUUGAUUAUUACUAUGUUGAAACUUUUUAGUCGUUCUCAGGCAACGA